This is a messenger RNA of Phialemonium atrogriseum, 1833 nucleotides long. RefSeq lists its product as uncharacterized. The record is from RefSeq and is a predicted model, not a curated record. Lineage: Eukaryota; Fungi; Ascomycota; Sordariomycetes; Cephalothecales; Cephalothecaceae. The coding region runs from base 235 to 1833 and encodes 532 amino acids. Gene Ontology annotation, molecular function: oxidoreductase activity. The transcript is spliced from 2 exons.
GUAAGCUGCCACUGGCUAUUAGGUUCUGGGGGUUGGGGUUGUGUGGGGCGGUUGGGAUACUCUUUGUCUGCUCUGCGGCAACGUGGACGGCAGAGUGGAGUGGAGUCACGCUACCCCCAAUAUUGAUUAUCGUGCAGACCCAGUUCUCCAUUCUUUCCUUCUCUGCCUUAGGUCUGCAUGCUUAUCCUAUCCGGAAGAUUUGCCUGACUUUGUCUUGACUCCAACUUGCUCACAAUGUCUGUCCGCCACUCGAUCCAGUACAUCCAGCAGCUAUAUGAUAGCGGCCAGGAUCGGUCUCUCUUGGAGGACCUGAUCAGAGCCUGGCGAGGCAUUCAGAAGCUGGACCCCAAGGACCCUGACUCGUACUGGAUGAUCGCUGGCUUCCAUGGAGAGCCAUUCCGCGGACCAGGUGCUACAGACCAAGACUGGUGGGGUGGCUACUGCAACCAUGCCAACAUCCUAUUCCCCACAUGGCAUCGGGCCUAUCUCCUUCGCCUCGAGAACGCCCUACAAAAGAUCCCAGGAUGUGGGCAUGUCACGCUUCCAUUCUGGGAUGAACUUUUGGAUCCCGUGCAGCCCAUCCCGUCCAUCUUCACGUCGCCGACCUUCGACCUCGAUGGCGACACGUGCAAUCCUCUAUACUCGUACAAACUGCAAGAGGAUCUCGACGAGAUGGUCAUUGGUGCAGACAACCGGUACACCAAGCCUGCCGGGUAUGAAACCGUCCGGUUCCCGCUGUCUGGCCUAGUUGGCACUGAGGAAGACCGAGACCACACGGCGGCUUGGAACCAGGAUUUCGCCGACCCCGACUCGAGGAACACUCUCCUCAACAACAACGUCCGCCAGUGGCUGGAGGGCACAAUCGUCAUCGAGAAGGACCCGGGAGGCAGGAUCCCCGACACGUACUCAGUGCGGAGCCGGUACGAGCGGUGCCUCCAGGCGCCCAACUACACCGUUUUCUCCAACACGGUAUCACAGGGCCAGUGGACCGAGGACAAUGGACUCGAACAAGACGUUGUAGUGUCGCUCGAGAGCCCGCACAAUGCCAUCCACCUCGCCGUGGGUGGCUUCUACCAGGCGGGCGUGUACAACGCUAACCCCACGCCAAUCCUCUACGCCAACGGGGACAUGGGCGAUAACGAGACGGCCGGCUUCGACCCCAUCUUUUUCUUCCACCACGCCUUCAUCGACUACGCCUUCUGGACCUGGCAGAAGUUGCACAACCGCACCAAGCCGGGCUCCCUCGACGUCAUUGAAGACUACCCUGGCACCGUCCUAACCGAGGGCCAAGCCGGCGAGCCGCCUCUACCGGCGGGAACGAAGCUGAGCACGAGCACUCCACUGUACCCGUUCAGGACCGCCUCGGGGGAGUUCUUCACCUCGGACGACGUGACCAACAUCGAGGACCAGCUGGGAUACCGCUACGGGCCGGGGUCCCUUGACCCACAGCUGCGACUCACGCCGGGCCCGGUCCGACCCCCCGCCAAGAUCAAGCGCGUCAGCGGCAUCAACCGCGGCGACUACGCAGGCUCCUUCGUGAUCCGCCUGUUUGCUACGAGGGCCAGCGACGGGGAGCGCGUCGAGGUCGGCCGUGAAGCCGUGUUGAGCCGCCUCAGCGUCGCCGGCUGCCGGAACUGUCAGAGCUCACUCGCCAUCAGGACGCACGUGCCGUUGCCCCGGGAGCUGCUGGCCGCUCUGGCAGGCCGGGGAAAAGUCGAGGACAUUACCUAUGACUGCGAGAUCCAGACGCAUCUUCUGCCUGGGUUAAGGAAUGUGCAGCCGGGCCAGAUGCCAGUGACAGCCCCCCCACAUGUUGUGAUUGACGAUGUGUGA